UCAAUUUUUCAAAUCUGGACAAUUUUCUGCUCCAAAAUUUUGAAAAACCCUCUAUAAUGGAAGCUCUGCAAUUUCUGAACUGAAGAGAUUCAUCAGUUUUUCGUCUCUUUCGUAGCAUAGAAACACUACUAGAAACCGAAGGUUCCAGAAAAAUCGAGCUUUUUUUCUCUCUCUAUUUGUAUUUCAAAUUUAUGGUGUCAAAGUUGGGAACUUGCUGAAUGUAUAUGGAAGGAGAAUCAGCUAAAUAACAAAUUUAUGGUCUCUGAAGCACUGCAAUAGUCUUUCAUGGCUACCACACUUGCAUGUGCAUCAUCUCUGCCAUGGAUUUGGGUGAUUGAAGCAUUGGCAAGUUCCCGUGAGAUUGACACAUCUUUACUCAUCAAUUUGGUUAAGAAGACUCCUGCAAUCUCUGAUGAUCUGGGGAGAAAUGCAAGGGAAAUGGUUUCCUUGAGACUUUUAGAGAGCUUAUUUGUUCGGGAAAACUCAGAUGCAAAUAGUGUCGCUUCAGUUCCAGGUGACAAAGUUGAACUUGAUCCGUCAAGGGACUGCGAAGAUGUCCUUCGCUGCAUAUUGUUGGAGGUGUCUGCAUCAAAUCUAAAAACAGCUACUCCAGAUAUGUUAAAGUGGGAUGUUCUGUCGUUCAUUACGAAAAAGAGAUCUAUCUUGUCAAAGAGUCACUUGCAACAAUUUAAAGAUGCCAUUGUGAAAUCGACGACUCCUUUUUCCACUUCCUUGAAAGAAAGAAGUGGAUUGGAGUUGGGAAACCACUACAGAGACGGUGUUACUGCUGAUGCUAUUGAUUCUGAUGGCUUUAAGCAGGGACAUAAAAUAGGAGGUGUGAAUACCCGACAUGCUGCACCAACUGAGAACUUGGAUACUUUAAUACAGGGCAACAAGAAUGGCCUGCAAGAAAAUCAGCCUGGAAGCACUCUGCUGCCUGUUAAGAGAAGUUUUGAUGCCCCUACUGCUUAUGAAAUAGAAGUCAAUAAAACUAAAGCCAUACCAGAGAUAAGUUCUGAUCCAUGUGCAAAGGCAGCCAAAAAGUUUAAGCAGGAUGUUGCUGGUUUCAUUCAGAACACUGUUCCUGAUUUGAUAUCGUCUCAAAGAGGUGGAGUCCCAGCAGAAUCAUGUGGAGGAAGUCAAUCUAUUGUUCAAAAAAGGAACUCGGAAGGUGAUGGUACCCUCGAAGCAAAUGGAUGCCUGAAGGAUGGUAAAGCAAAGCAUGCUGGAUCAGCAAGUGUUUUAUGUGGCAUUGACUCUAGUAUCAAGGAUCUGUUGCCUCAAAGAAUGAGUUCAGACAAGAAGUUCAAAAAUAUUGGAAGUAGCAGCAAUUGUUGUCCUGAACAGGGAAUAUCAUGUGACUCAUCCCUGCGUGUGAUUCAGCAGGAUUCUCGCACUUGUGGCUCCAAAGGUGACCUGGAUUAUAAUCUUCCACGAGAUCUGCAAAAUGGCGAACCUUCUAAUGCAGACAAAGAGAAUAUUGAGCAAAGUCGUGAAUCUGAGUUCUCUAGUGAUACUGAUGAGUAUCACUAUGAGAGUACUGCUCUUGCUUCACGUAAAAAUGAUUUUUUGAACUUGCAAUACGCUCAGGGUGAAGAUUCUUUGGCAAUUAUUGACUGUACAGAGCUUAAUCUUUGUGUGAAGUGUAACAAGGGGGAAAAUUUAUUAGUUUGUAGUUCUGAUACUUGCUCUUUGGUGGUUCAUGAAAGUUGCUUGGUUUCUGCACCCAACUUUGAUUACAAAGGAAGCUUCUAUUGCCCCUUUUGUGCAUAUUCUCGAGCCAUUUCUGAGUACCUGGAAUGUAAGAAGAAGGUCUCACUUGCUAGGAAUGAUUUGGCUGCAUUUAUUGGCAUGGGAGCUGGAAAACAAUCAAAGAAUUCACUACCUAGGUCACAAGGAAUGAAGAAGCAUCAAUCUCGAGAGGGUAAGAAUUCAUUGAAUGAGGUCACAGAAGCAGGAAGUGCUCCAGCCGAUAGGAGUUCUGUCGGAGCUCAAGUCAUUCAAACCAGUGCUCCUAAACCAGAGCCUUCUCUACCCCGCAAUGAAAAAAUGAGGAAUUCAUUGAAUGAGGUCACAGAAGCAGGAAGUGCUCCAGCCGACAUGAGUUCUGUCAGAGCUCAAGUCAUGCAAACUGGUGCACCUCAACCAGGAACUUCUCUACCCCGCAAUGAUAGUGGGAGGAAUUCGUUGAAUGAGGUCAGAAAAGCAGGAAGUGCUCCAGCCGACAGGAGUUCUGUCGGAGCUCAACUCAUGCAAACCGGUUCACCUCAACCAGAGGCUUCUCUACCUGAACAAUGCUUAGUAGCUGGUCAACAACCCGACAAAUCACCUCUUAGAUGUCAGAGAUCAAGACAUAGAUCAAGACAGAAUCAGUCCAGAUCGGAAGAAGAAUUGUGUCAUGAUGAGAAUAGAAACAAAAAUUCUUUGGAGAAGGCUGAACCAGCAGGAAGUCAUAGAUCAAGACAGAAUCAGUCCAGAGAGGAAGAAGAAUUGUGUCAUGAUGAGAAUAGAAACAAAAAUUCUUUGGAGAAGGCUGAACCAGCAGGAAGUCAUCCAGUAACUAGAAAUUCUAUGCAUGCGGAGGUCACGCAGAUCCAUCCACCUCAACCACAUGUUCCUCAUGAACAUAUGUGCCAAGAAAGUUCUUCUAUAGAAGUAAGUUCUGAAGAAGAGCAAGAUGAGAUAGGUUCCAGAUACCAUGUACAAUUUAGGAAUCAAGAAAACAAUUCCUGUCCCUGGAUUCCUCAAAUGAGGAGGAAGAAGCUCCCAUGGACAAAAAUGGAGGAGGAAAUAUUAAAGGAGGGAUUACUACGAUUCUCACAUUUUCAUGAUAGAUGGAAGAGGAUUCUAGAAUUUGGAGGUGAUGUUUUCAUGAAAGGUAGGACAGCGGGGGACCUCAAAGAUAAGUGGAGAAACAUUAGCAAAGCAGACGAGAAAGCAACAUAAAGGUUUCUUUUUUAAAAUAGACUCUAUAUAUAUGUAUUGUUGUCUAAAAUUGUUGGGUGCUUUAUGUUGCUAAAGUCUCUUCGAUGGUAGUUUUUGUUAGAAUUUUUUUUGGAAUGAAUUAACGUAAGAAGCCAAAAUUAGAAGUUCCCAUGCAGCUUCUAGAAAAUAGCAUUUUGUCAUGAACUGUUCUCUAGGUAAAUUGUAGAAAUGUUUAAAUUCCUGCUUGUAAAUGUUCUGAAGAUUUAAUAACAACCUUGUUUAGCAAGUCUACCACAUUGUUUGAUCUUUUAUGAUGUCAAUGA
This is a messenger RNA of Solanum pennellii, 3248 nucleotides long. RefSeq lists its product as uncharacterized. NCBI's taxonomy places the organism in Eukaryota, Viridiplantae, Streptophyta, Magnoliopsida, Solanales, Solanaceae. The record is from RefSeq and is a predicted model, not a curated record. The transcript is spliced from 7 exons. Bases 286 to 2946 code for a protein of 886 amino acids.